Linum trigynum is the source of this 699-nucleotide messenger RNA. Lineage: Eukaryota; Viridiplantae; Streptophyta; Magnoliopsida; Malpighiales; Linaceae. The record is from the annotation of a GenBank genome assembly.
AUGCAAACCACUCUCUUACCUAUUUCAAUCUGCGACGAAAUUGACAAACGGAUCCGGCGUUUCAUCUGGGGUUCGACCACAAACAAGAGAAGGGUGCACCUGGUUCAUUGGGAGCAAGUUUGUCAACCGAAAGAGAAGGGAGGUUUGGGUCUUAAGAAAGCUCAUGAGUUAAAUCUUGCUUUCCUUGCCAAGUUAGCGUGGUGUUUUCUUAAAAAUAUAGAUGAUUUGUGGGUCAAGGUUAUAGAGGCUAAAUAUUUCAAGCUAGCUGGUGGUGUGUUGACACCCAAAUCGGUGGCCCGUUGUUUGACUUUGUGGUGGGGAAUGAGGAGAUCCUGGCCAUUAAUGCAAGAAGGCAUGGCUAUGUGUGUAAAGGACGACCGAAGUACUGCUUUCUGGACCGACAGAUGGCUUGACCCGGCUUUGACGCUCAUCGACCAUAUCCGCGGAGACAGCCAGCUCGUAGACCCCACGAUCCCAAUCACGGCAGCCUUCGAAGAGAGUGGUAAGUGGAACGAGAAUUUCCUCCUCUCCUGUUUACCGCGUGAAAUUGCAUUGCAGGUGCUGGCCAGUCCGGCGCCGAGGGAGGAGGCAGGUGAAGAUGAAGCUUUUUGGGGGCCUAAAGCGAAUGGACAGUUCUGUGUCAAGUCGGCGUACGAAAUCGCUAUUGGCCAGGCCGACACGGGACAAUCGCUGGACUAG